CCGAGUCCCCGCCACUCUCCCUCUCUGCACCCGCCCUCUUAGUUCUUCCUGUUUUUACUCCUCCUUUUCAUUCAUAACAAAGCUACCGCGCCGGGAGCCAGGCACCAGGCUGUUUCUGAAGCCAAGCGCGGAAGAAUGGGGUUCCUUUGGACCGGCACUUGGAUUCUGGUGUUGGUGCUCCACAGCAGCCCAGUUCAAGCUUUCCCCAAACCGGGAGGCAGCCAAGACAAACCCCUACAUAAUAGGGAAUUAAGUGCAGAAAGACCUUUGAAUGAACAGAUUGCUGAAGCAGAAGCAGAGAAGAUUAAAAAAACAUACCCUCCAGAAAAUAAGUCAGGUGAAAGCAAUUAUUCCUUUGUUGAUAACUUGAACCUGCUAAAGGCAAUAACAGAAAAGGAAAAAAUUGAGAAAGAAAGACAAUCCAUAAGGUCUCCAUAUGAUAAUAAGUUGAAUGUGGAAGAUGUUGAUUCAACCAAAAAUCGAAAACUGAAUGAUGAUUAUGAUUCUACUAAGAGUGGACCGGAUCAUAAAUUCCAAGAUGAUCCAGAUGGCCUUCAUCAACUAGACGGAACUCCGUUAACUGCUGAAGACAUUGUCCAGAAAAUUGCUACCAGGAUUUAUGAGGAAAAUGACAGAGGAGUGUUUGAUAAGAUCGUUUCUAAACUGCUGAAUCUUGGCCUAAUCACUGAGAGCCAGGCACACACACUGGAAGAUGAAGUAGCAGAGGUUUUACAAAAAUUGAUCUCCAAGGAAGCCAACAAUUAUGAGGAGGAACCCAGUAAACCUGAAGGCAAGACUGAAAGUCAGGCUGGAAAAAUACCAGAGAAAGUGAUGCCAGUGGCAGCAAUUCAAGAUGGUUUUCCUCAUGGACAAAACGAUGAAACAGUAUCUAACACUUUAACCUUGACGAAUGGCUUGGAACGGAGAACUAAAGCCUACAGUGAUGAGAAUUUUGAGGAACUCCAAUACUUCCCAAAUUUCUAUGCACUACUGACAAGUAUCGAUUCAGAAAAGGAGGCAAAAGAAAAAGAAACACUGAUUACUAUCAUGAAAACGCUUAUUGACUUUGUGAAGAUGAUGGUAAAAUAUGGCACAAUAUCUCCAGAAGAAGGUGUUUCCUACCUUGAAAACUUGGAUGAAACAAUUGCUCUUCAGACUAAGAAUAAGCUAGAAAAAAAUGUUACUGACAAUAAAAGCAAGCUUUUCCCAGCACCGUCUGAGAAGAGUCAUGAAGAAACAGAUAGUACCAAGGAAGAAGCAGCUAAGAUGGAAAAGGAGUAUGGAACCCUGAAGGAUUCCACAAAAGAUGAUAACCCAGGAGGAAGGACAGAUGUGCCAAAAGGGAAAACAGAAGCCUAUUUGGAAGCCAUCAGAAAAAAUAUAGAAUGGUUGAAGAAACACAACAAAAAAGGAAAUAAAGAAGAUUAUGACCUUUCAAAGAUGAGGGACUUCAUCAACCAACAAGCUGAUGCUUAUGUGGAGAAAGGCAUCCUUGAUAAAGAAGAAGCCAAUGCCAUCAAGCGUAUUUACAGCAGCCUGUAAAAACAGAGGGCGAUCCAGGCGUCUUUAGACUGUUUCAGAAAACCUAAUAUAGCUUAAAGUAAAACA
Messenger RNA from Manis javanica (Malayan pangolin), 1608 nucleotides. RefSeq names its product secretogranin III (gene SCG3). Gene Ontology annotation, cellular component: secretory granule membrane. Lineage: Eukaryota; Metazoa; Chordata; Mammalia; Pholidota; Manidae. The record is from RefSeq and is a predicted model, not a curated record. Gene Ontology annotation, biological process: protein localization to secretory granule.